Messenger RNA from Branchiostoma belcheri (Belcher's lancelet), 860 nucleotides. Its product is annotated as MAM and LDL-receptor class A domain-containing protein 2-like. NCBI's taxonomy places the organism in Eukaryota, Metazoa, Chordata, Leptocardii, Amphioxiformes, Branchiostomatidae. The transcript has 7 exons. The record is from RefSeq and is a predicted model, not a curated record. Gene Ontology annotation, cellular component: membrane. The coding region runs from base 147 to 860 and encodes 237 amino acids.
ACUGUGACUUCGAGCGUGAUGUGUGCGGCUAUGUACAGGCACAGGAGGAUGAUCUGGAGUGGGAUCGGCUCAAGGGCUGGUCCCGAAACGUGCAGAACACACUGCCCAGCAGUGAUCAGACCACCAAGAAAGCUAACGGCUGGUUCAUGGCUGUCCAGUCCCCGGUCCGGCCGUACUACCCAAAAGUCGCGCGGCUCCAGACCCCCCAGAUCCGCUCCUGGUCGGGAUACCCGGAAAAGUGCCUCACGUUCCACUACCACAUGGCCGAGAAGUACCCAGACCACUUCCCAAGAAAAGGGUCGAACCAGCUGCUUGUUUACGCCACGUCCAAACUUUACUACGACGAGCCAGUUUUCGUCGCCAGUGACGUCAUGGAGGAUGAGUGGGAGAAGGUUUCUGUCACCUUCUCCUCAGAGAAAGACUUCCAGAUCGUGUUUGAGGCGAUAAUGCUGUCUGAGUAUCCAGGCGACAUCUCAAUCGAUGACGUCACCGUGGACGAGGGGUCAUGUGAAGACCGUCACGCCUGCAAGCGUUCGCGUUUCGGCUGUUGUCCAGACGGGCGCACGCGGAAGCUGGACAGCUCGGGCCGAGGGUGUAAGUACGUGGGAAGACUCGGGGCUGAUCCGGACGGGUUUGACGAGGAAACAGAGGAAGGAUACACCAUCGACAAAGUGCUGGGAGACAGCUGUGUGAUGUUCCUGGGGGAAGAGUUUCUGGACUGUUGGAAACGCUACAAGGCUGAGACUGGGCGGAUCCGGGCAAGGGGAGGCCGGGAUGCAGUCAGGGGAGCAUGCAGGCUGAAACUGGGAGAAUCCGGGCGAGAGGUGGCAGGGAUACAGUCAGGGGAGCAUGCAGGUUAG